AUGGGUAAACGACCUGCCGAGGAAGUCGUAGAUGGCAACCAGGCCUAUCUCAAACGCCAGAAGAUCACAGCCUCAGUGAACGCAGCCCCAGCAGACGAGGUCUGCUCUGCAAGACAGCUGCGAAAGCUACUUGCAUUUGAUCAAAAUGCAGCUCGGUCAAAGCAUGGAAUACAAACGCUCAAGAAGUUCUUGGACAGUUUUGCGGACCCAGAAGAUGCCAAUGCCCAUCGAACAUCCAUCCUUCGAGAAUACCUCGAAUCGCAAAACUCCACCAAUGAUGAAGACAAGGCAGAAUUGUUCUUGCCCGAUAUAACACAAACUUGGAGUUUUGCUUCGCAGUCAAACGAUGACAGCUUACUGUCCGCAGUCCCUGCUGUACUUGCGCUGCUGUUCCGAACUAUCUCUACAAUCUUCGAGUUCACUGAAUAUGGAAUGAAACUGGGUCGUACGCUGCUCCUCAAACGGCAACAAGAAUUGAUAGCCCGAGGUCUCACAGCAAACAAGAGCAAGGAAUUUGUGAUUUCUCCCGUGCUGCGACUGCUCAAGGAGCUAUCGAUUUUUGAUGGUGGGGUUUUCGCAAAGCAGGUAUUCCGCAGGAGAGAUCAAACAUUCAAAGGCCUGGCCCGCAACUUAGGCCUCCGAUAUGCUAGUAACGGCGUAGAGGACCCAAGGAAGCCGUCGGUGCGAACAAAUGCCCUUCGACUUGUACUCUCCGCAAUAAAAUUUCUGCCAGCAGAGGCCAAACGGGAACUUUUGAAUCAAAGAGACAUCGUCUCAGCUUUGACGAAAGAUAUUAGAGAUGAUCCCCCGUUCAUGGUUCGCGAUAUCCUCGAAACUCUGAAAAUCCAUGUGCUCUUGGAUACAAAACUACCUCGAGAUGCGAAGGUUAAACUUGUUAAUGCCAGCUCCCUAGGACGCAUUGCCAUGCUGUACCGAUAUGAUCAACCAGAUAACGAUCCAACUACCGUGAAGAAGGCUGUUGAUGAAGUGGCUCACGAAUUCCUGGUAUUAGCCUGCACGUCACCCGACGUAGGUCUGAUGAGCCGUCAGUCUGGUUUCUAUCCCCGAGGUAUCGAUCCUGAUGAUAUUCACGGUGUUGACUCCGAUGAAUCGUUUAUUGAUUUAGGUCUCGACAGCAUCGAGUGGAUGGACAAGUAUACUGAAAAAGUCCCUGUUCGGAACACCAUUUUGUCCGAUUUUAUCCAAAAUCUGCGACCUUGGUCGAGUUCAAAACAAAGCGAGCUUCUUCUGUCUAUCUUAAAAUCUGCUCCGGAGCUAUUUGCGGAUUAUUAUUUUGGCAAAAAAGAUUUCUCGUUCGAUCCCAAGCUCACCUCCACGUGGAUGGGAUAUUCAGCGUUUAUAUUUUCUUCUCUACAACUCCCUCUCCCCGAGUACUUUGGCCAUCAGGAACGAUAUGCCAGACUCCCACCACCACCCGCUGUGGUAUUGGAAAGCAUUCUUCCUCAACCCUUGAGCCAGAAAGUCUUGACUCGCUGCCUAACUCAACCUCACAACAGCUUGGUCACGUUCUUCGCCAUCAGAAUCCUCUCUAUUGCUAUGAGCAAGCUGGCUAAAGCCUUGGAGAUGUAUCAGGGGGCAGCGAAUGGGUCUGGUUCCUCGCUGUGGACCCAAGCAGCAAAUAGAUUGGCCGACGAAUUCUGUAAAAGGUGCCCCCCCAUUAAGGAGGUGAUCAUCGCCUACCGAAGGAUGAUAAGUACGGAUCUCAUGCAGAGGGAAGCGGUUACCAAGCUGCUGGUGCUAUACUUUGAAGUCGUCCCUCGAAUUGCCCUGGAUGCUAAAUUCGGCGUCUCCGCAGCGUUGGCCGACUGUUUGAAAGCUAUGGAUGAUACCACCCUGGGCCCACAGGAUCGAGUCCUCCGGGCCAUGGAGUUAGAGAAUGUUUUUAGAUUCGCUCAAUUCUCCCCAGGAAUGCGCUGGUUUGGCAAAGCAGACGGCCUCUCGGUUUCACCUUUUAUGGCAAUGCUGAAGCUGUCUGCCGAGGCUCCGGCAGACCUUCCACUUCUUAAACUCAAAUCAGUCCUUCUCUCGGUGGUCGAGGAGAACCAAAUCCUACAGAAUCAGACUACUAUCUCCGCAUUAGAUACGUUCAUCCUGAGAUUACGGGAGCUCGACGACAGUGCCCAUUCAUCCGCGACCUACACUUUUCUCGAUGACUGUGUCUCACGAUGUGCCGCAAAGCCUGUCAAGUAUAUCUUUGCUCUGGAAGAAAUCUGCGCCGAGAUUCACAAAUCCGAGGGAAUACAGUCAGCGGUGAGCUUGCUAUCAUUGGCAAUUAUUGAGCAAUGGCCAUUCAUGGUCAAAUCGGCGCAGGAUGUGGCAUUGAAGGAGACAGCCACAUUUAUUGCUCGAUAUUUGGCAGCCUCGAUAAAGAUCCACGAAGAUAAGAGAGUCAUCAAGAAUUUGAUACAGAAACUUGCCGCGGAGACCCCCGAAAACUCAGCUGCAAGGCACACGCUUGACCAAACUCGAAAACUCGUUGACAGCAUUGAGGUUCCAGACGCUAAAAAGAUUCCCCUUCGCUUUACAGCGAAGCCCGAGACCAACACCAUAUCCGAAAUCGAGAAAUCGAAAAUCUUGAGUAGCCUAAAUCCAGAAUCCGGAAAUGAGGUGGAAGACCACAAUGCGCUGACCAAAUGGACAACGAAGGAAGUCGACGAGAUUAUUGAGGGCGGCUAUGCAACCUCGCUGAUCACGCUUCUGUCUUCCAAUAUUCUGAGCAUCAGAAAGGAAGCCGCGACAAACAUUUCGAAAUUUGCUGCAAAGUUGAAGGAAUCAUCAUUCGAUGAGAAGGACCAGAUCUGGUUGCUCCUUUCCGAAUUAGUCGAAACGGCAAAGCAAGUCAUUGAUCAAGAGCCGCUGUCAACCUUUAUCUCCGCCUUCGCUUCACACGCCCUGUCAGUUCUCAACGAUCCGUUGCAUUGCAUGUACCCGAAGAUCAACAAGUUUCUCACCUCGGGCCCGAUCUGGCCGCUAGACAAGAUUCCUCUGAUGUUCAAGAUUCUCGAUGAGUCUCCUAGUUUGGACGACGCACAUUACAUGGAGAUGGGCUGGCUUUUGGCAUAUAUGCACGUUGGCCUUCGCACGCAAGCUGACAUGACCAUCUACCGUAAGCGGCACGUCUUCGAAAAGCUCUUUUCAAUCUACAAUAGCACAUAUCUUGCGCCCGGUUUGCGGGACAAGAUCCUCAAAAUUAUAUUCAGAGCCAUGUCAAUUGAAGGUGGGAGUACGACGCUGAUUACCAGGUUCAGUGCCAUGACUUGGCUGCAGGCACAGGUGUCUUUAGGAGCCGGUAUACCCCUCAAAGUCCUCAUGGAAACUAUGCUCGAGUCGUGUGAUCAGCAACGGGUCAGGAAUUGGAGUAAGGGUGCAAGUUUGGGGGCAAUUAAAGUAGAUACUUUGAGAUUCUAG
Messenger RNA from Hyaloscypha bicolor E, 3429 nucleotides. RefSeq lists its product as uncharacterized. Gene Ontology annotation, cellular component: nucleolus. The record is from RefSeq and is a predicted model, not a curated record. The transcript is spliced from 2 exons. Gene Ontology annotation, biological process: maturation of 5.8S rRNA from tricistronic rRNA transcript (SSU-rRNA, 5.8S rRNA, LSU-rRNA); maturation of LSU-rRNA from tricistronic rRNA transcript (SSU-rRNA, 5.8S rRNA, LSU-rRNA). Lineage: Eukaryota; Fungi; Ascomycota; Leotiomycetes; Helotiales; Hyaloscyphaceae. The coding region runs from base 1 to 3429 and encodes 1142 amino acids.